UUUUCAUUAGAUUUUUCGUUCAUCGACGGCGCGCGAUUUGUUCGCUCACUCAUAGCGUCCAUUUUCUGUCUCGAGCCUUGCUUCAGCGUAUGGUAAUUUACGAUAGUCUGCGUGAUUUCUCCGGCUUCGUUUGACACUUCUUGGACAGCUUCCGAAAGGUGCAAGUGCUGUCGAACAAGCAGCACGAUUAGGAACCAAAAACAAGGCUACAGCGUGUCGAUACAGGCUUAGUUUCUACUAAACACUCCUCAUCUGUUUUUUCGAAGAUGCCGCGGCGGGAAGUCCAGGAUAUCAAGGUGUUGCACACCACUCGGAAUUUCAAUAAGGUGCUUCCAGGACACACGCACACCGAAGACGCCGACAUCGGCAUGAAGGCAAUCUGGUGCUACAUUGUACCAACAGCCUAUCACGGUCCAAUUGACGCAUCCGCAAGCAGUAGCAGCAACAACGGCCCGCACGAUAAUGGCCGCGGGACCGCGCCCUGUUGCGAACACCACCCGCGUCGGAUCUCCUUGCCAGCCAGCGUGCUCGAGGAGUUUGACGAAGACAGCACCUGGAGCUUGUACUACGUGAACGAAACAAAGGGCGCGGCAGCGGGUCACUGCUUCUUCAAGUACAUUCUCUUUCCGGAUGAGAAAAAGGAUCGUUUGCUAACGAAGUGCAAAGGCUAUCGCAAGUACGAACCCAUGUUUACCGGCGUGCCUGGUGGGGAAGUCCACGAUAAGCUUGCAAAGAUCUACCAAAGAUUUUUCGGCUCUCUUGACGACGUGUGCAACGAGAACGGGCGCAUUGUUUGGCACUUUCACGUCGGCAUCCUCGGCGGGACGCCUUUCUCCACCUACGUCGAUGAGAACACCGCGGAGUGGGAACACAUGAAACCCGACCUGCCGGCUAUUCACCAAGCGAACGCGACACAGGAUGACGAAGGCGAUGGCGCGUCCGUGGCGGAAAGUGAGAUCUUUCGCAAGUUCGCCUUCGAGAAUGACGAGCAGGGCGACGAGGGGGACUGGCAACUUGUGAAAAACGACGCCAAGGCCAAAGAAGGUUGUUUGCCGUUUUGUUUCGAAUCCAACCAAAAUAUUUUUCCGGACGAGAAUGGUACUUUUUUUCACUACUGCCGAGCCGAAGCGCUGUGGCAGUGCAAGCGCAAGGGCUGCCGUCCCAGCAAGGGUGCGAACAAUGCUUCACGAGAUCGCUUUAAUCGCGGCCCGAGCAACACGACCGCUAGCACUGCGACGCCGAACGACGAGCAGAGGGAGGAGACUGCUGCAGACAACAAGCCGAUCGGCGCAAAAACCACGGAAUGGUUUUCCUCGUGCUGCUGGUACCAUGAGCACCUGAAGGACAAGGAAACGCAGGGCUUGAAGAAGGGCUUCGAACGGCAAUAUUGCAACGAGUGCUGGAACCGUGGGCGGGAGUGGGUCGAGGGAAAGGUGUUGGCGUUCGGGAAGGUCGGGUCUAACGUGCGGGGCACCGCGCUCGACGACGAGGACAUGGAGCGUUUCUUGCGCAAGAAGGCGAUGAAGACCGGGCCGCACAAACCCGACGUGUGUCACAUUUGUCACCGCCUCGGACAAUCUGGCUUUUCCGGAACAUGUAUCGAUUUCGCCGAUCUGCUGGCUCACGGUUUUGUAGACGUUCGGGAAGGCUCGACCCAGUGGCACUGGUCUGGUGGAGUCAGCUGUAAGGAAGAAGCCGACGCCGCUCUGAGCCGGAUGAAGAAAAAGAAGCCAUCACGUGCCUCGCAGUAGACCGACCUGAUCGACCAUCAGAGCAUCUGCCUCUUGCAGAUGCUAGAGAAUUUUUCAAAGUUUUUAAUCGCUUUUCCACCGUCGACAGUCGAGCUCUCUCGCGUAUGUAAAGUAUAAACUUAUGAUUUGCAACUUUGGUUUUUUUUUGAAACUGAUUUAAUAGCAAUCUCUUUCUAAGACGAAAACCGCACUCGCUAGCACGAGUGCCUCAUUCUUAUCGGCAAAAUCGUCUUUUUCCUUCUAUUCGUUGAUCUCUAGUACAAAAAACGAUUGGACAGAUUUCACUAUCACUUGACCUAUUCCGAUUCCGUUCUAUUUUCAAGCUUCGAACAAGAGGUUAAUGGUGUGCAGUGACGCCGGAUUUUGUAAGUCUAAGUUCAAAUUGGAAGUCAGAGUCGAC
Molecule: messenger RNA, 2151 nt
Organism: Amoebophrya sp. A120
Lineage: Eukaryota; Dinophyceae; Syndiniales; Amoebophryaceae
Source: the annotation of a GenBank genome assembly